AUGAGCAACAUCAGCGAUUUUUCAACAGCAAACGCAGGACCACAUCGGACUCACACAGCGUUAAAUCGUCAAUUUCAAGCUGGAAAAAAUCAUGAUCUAUCGGCAUCAUCAGCAGCUUCCAAUAGUAAUUUAACAGAUACAAAUCGUAUUAUCCAUGUGUUACAAUGGAACAUUCUUGCUCAAGCAUUGUCGUAUGCAGAAGGCAACUUUAUUCGUGUAGAAAGUGACGUUGUUGACUUUGAUCAGAGAAAACAGCAUAUUCUUGAUCAGAUAUUGAUUCAUAAACCAGAUUUAUGUAGUUUAGAAGAAAUGGAUAUUUACGAAGCAUUUCUCAAACCUGAGUUAGCUAAACAUAAUUAUACGUGUUAUUUUACACCGAAAACAAAUUCAAAAUGUUUCGAAUUUAAAGACACGACGAAUUUCAAAGGACCCGAUGGUAUACUAUUAAUGUACAAAAAUGAUGUGUUUAAAGAAAUUCGAUCGAACAACUUCGAAUUACCUGAUGAUGGAAGAUAUGCGAAACAGAUGGUCUCUUGUCUUGAGUUAAAACACAUUCCAUCUCAAACAGAAAUUGUCUUCAUUGGCACACAUCUUAAAGCCAAAAAGCAAUUUGCCGAUAGUCGUACUCAACAAGCACAAGCCAUUGUUGAAUUUAUAAAAAACCACUAUUCAAAAACUUCGCAUAUACUAUUAGCCGGUGAUUUUAAUGGCGAACGCGAUGAAGAAUUCUAUAAAAUCAUAUUAUCGUGCGGAUUUUCGAGUGCGUACAGUACAUUGUUGAACGGAGAGCCAGAGUUUACUACAUGGAAAUUUAAACAACGUGGAUCAACAGAAAAAGAAGAAUGUCGCACGAUUGAUUACAUAUUUUAUAAUGCGGAGGGUUUCACACCUCUUGAAUAUCUAUCACUCCCACAGAAGAGUGAAAUUGGCACAAACGCUUUACCAUCUAGAAAUUAUCCAUCUGAUCACUUGGCUCUUGCAGUAAAAUUUUUGAUAUCUCCAAAAAAAUAA
This is a messenger RNA of Didymodactylos carnosus, 1011 nucleotides long. Lineage: Eukaryota; Metazoa; Rotifera; Eurotatoria; Philodinida; Philodinidae. The record is from the annotation of a GenBank genome assembly.